Messenger RNA from Penicillium vulpinum, 903 nucleotides. Its product is annotated as Zinc finger C2H2. NCBI's taxonomy places the organism in Eukaryota, Fungi, Ascomycota, Eurotiomycetes, Eurotiales, Aspergillaceae. The record is from RefSeq and is a predicted model, not a curated record. Gene Ontology annotation, molecular function: chromatin insulator sequence binding. Gene Ontology annotation, biological process: regulation of transcription by RNA polymerase II. Gene Ontology annotation, cellular component: chromosome. The transcript has 2 exons. The coding region runs from base 1 to 903 and encodes 300 amino acids.
AUGUUCCAAUGCAGCACUUGUGACGACGAAUUCUGGUAUCAGGAGGACUGCGAUGAGCACAUGAAUGAUGAAGGCCACUGGAUUGAGUGUGAAACAUGCAAUCGAUUGUUCCGCACCAGGAUCGCUUGCAAUCAGCAUAUGAACGCUUUAGACCACUGGGCGCCAACCUUCGAAUGUGAAACAUGUACUAGCACCUUCCGUACUCAAAACGCCGUCAACAACCACAUGAAUGCGAAGGGCCACUGGCUUCCGACUAUUCCAUGCGAGACAUGCCCGAUGAAAUUCCACACGCAGAGCGCCGUUGAAAACCAUAUGAGAGCCAAGGGACAUUACAAGAACUACUGCCAAGAAUGCGAGCGUUUCUUUAUGAACAAGAACUGUUUGCGCCAGCAUCUGAACUCAAAGAUCCAUCGUGGUACCAACAUUCCCUGUCCGUUCUGUAGGACUGGCUUUGUCACUGCUAGCGGUGUUUCUCACCAUCUCGAGAGUGGAUCCUGCCCGCAAGCUAAACAGCUAAACCGCGACACCAUACACCGCAUCAUCCAACAUCACGAUCCAAAUGGCUAUGUCUGCAAAAAGCAGAUCGCAUGGCAUGGAGAAGAAAAUUCGACUUACUCAGUCACUAGCAAUGCAUGGAAUGGUGACUCUUGGGUGUGUUACAUAUGCAAAAAGGAGUUCAACUCGAGAAAAGCGCUGCAGUCCCAUGUCAACUCACCCGUGCACAAGGAGAAGGUCUAUCACUGCCUCAAGCGCGGCUGUCCAAAGGAGUUCCACUCCCUGGCUAGUCUGUUCAACCACCUGGAGAGUGAAUCGUGUGGAUUCAUUCGGUUUGAGGGAGUUCAACGGGUUCACAGACAGCUGAACGAUGCUAUGAUGGGCGGCCGGAUGAUUACUGGAUUCUAG